Messenger RNA from Hyla sarda, 1263 nucleotides. RefSeq names its product phosphatidylinositol 3,4,5-trisphosphate 5-phosphatase 2-like. Lineage: Eukaryota; Metazoa; Chordata; Amphibia; Anura; Hylidae. The record is from RefSeq and is a predicted model, not a curated record.
GCGGCCCUUCUGUCUCUUCUUUUACAGACGUCUCUGGGGGUCCAGGUGCGACGCUUUAAGAAGCUGGGUGACCUGAUCGCUCUCUACCUGCAGCCGAACCAGGGGAUGGUGUGCACCCUGCUGUACCCUGUGGAGCGAGAGAAGGAGAAAGACAUCAUGGAGGACAGAGACUACUCCGACGGGGAGGAUGAGAAGCCGCCUUUACCACCGCGCUCGGCUUCCGCCAGUUUUUCCGGAGGGUCCUCAUUGGGUUUGGUGCCAAGUGCCGGAGACGUCAGCCCGACCGAGAGUACCGCCAACGGGCUGAGCACGGUGUCUCACGAGUACCUGAAGGGCAGCUAUGCCCUGGACCUGGAGGCGGUGAAGUCCGGGGCCACCAGUCUGCCGCACCUCAACAAGACGCUGGUCCUGUCCUGCAAGAGGCUGCACAGUGAAGCUGAUAAAGUUUUAUCUGGGCUGGAAAUUCUCUCCAAGAUCUUCGACCAGCAGAGCUCGCCCAUGGUGGCCAAAAUCCUGCAGCAGGCUGCAACUCAGAGCGGAGAGCAGGAGCUGGAGAGCCUGGUCAUCAAGCUGUCCGUCCUGAAGGAUUUCCUAUCCAGCAUCGAGAAGAAGGCCCUGAAGGUAUUACAGGAUAUGAGUAGUUCAGCGCAGUCGGCUCCGGUUCCUCAAUCCUCCAGAAAGGCUAAGAGUAUUCCGGUGCAGACCUUCGAGGUAAAACUGGACAUGCUGGACCUCACCAAGAUCGUGAAAUCCCAGAAGUACACGCUGACCGUGGAUGUGGACGGAGGGAAACUGGUGGUGAUGAAGAAGGUGAAGGAGGCUCAGGAGGACUGGAACACCUUCGCCCAUGACAAAAUCCGGCAGCUGAUCAAGUCCCAGCGGGUGCCAUGUAAGCUUGGAAUCGUGUUCGAGAAGGAGAAGGAUAAGACGCAACGGAAAGACUUCAUCUUCGUCAGUGCCAGGAAGCGAGAAGCCUUCUGCCAAUUGCUCCAGUUGAUGAAGAACAAGCACUCCAACCAAGACGAGCCCGACAUGAUCUCCAUUUUUAUUGGGACCUGGAACAUGGGAAGUGUUCCACCCCAGAAAAAUAUCACCUCCUGGAUGGGCUCCAAAGGCUUAGGGAAGACCCUGGACGAGAUGGCGGUCACCAUACCUCACGAUAUCUAUGUGUUCGGAACGCAAGAGAACUCAGUGGGCGAUAAGGAGUGGGUGGACUUCCUGAGGGUUAUGCUGAAAGAUUGCACAGAGCUGGACUAUCGGCCG